AUGGAGAAAGCACACUCGUUUGUUGAUGCCUCUGCUGAUGUCGAGAGAGGAAUUUCUGUUUCUUCUCAGGAGCAGAACGAGGGACUCACAGAAAAGCUUGAUUCUGUGGAGUCGGCUACGCCUGAACUCUUUCGUGCUACUUUCUCAAUUGAGGGUAUGACUUGCAGUGCUUGCGUUACCAAUGUCUCGCAGGCCAUCUCUCAGCUUCCGUUCGUACAGGACGUGAAUGUCAAUCUACUGAGCAACUCAGCCACGGUCGUCUUCGCAGGUCGAAACAAUGGCAAGCUUAUCUCCGAGUCCAUCGAGGAUGCUGGAUACGAUGUUUCUCUGAGCCAAAUGGAUUCCCUGGAUGUCGGGACUACCAACGAGCAGACGUGGAAAGCAACGUUCUCAAUCACAGGCAUGACCUGUGCUGCUUGCGUGCAAUCUCUCACCACUGGACUCGAGCAGCCCGAAUGGAUCGAAAGUGCUCAGGUCAACCUGAUCUCAAACAGUGCAACAGUGACGUUCAAAGGAACCAAAGAAAGUGUCAAAGAUGUCAUUGAAAUCAUCGAAGACUUGGGCUUUGACGCAUCCACCGAGGAAAUCAACAGCAUUCAGACUACCCAGGAGCAGGUUCUGGAACGGAAGGUUAUUCUGCAGAUGACAGGCAUGUACUGUCAUCACUGCCCACCACGCAUCAUGAAAGCCCUCGUCGAAAAUUUUGACAAUCAAGUAACGAUCGACGAAGAGUGCAGUAUGGCAAACCCUUUUCUCAGACUCAGCUAUCAACCUCAGCCACCAACCUCGACACUGAGAAACUUCCUUAAUGUCAUGAAUGGUCUGGACGCAGAAGUACAAGUCUCCAUCUACAACCCUCCAACCAUCGAACAACGAUCAAGAGAAAUCCACGCCGCCGAACGCAGAAAGAUACUCCUUCGUUUUUUGUUGUGUCUCGUAACCGCGAUUCCAACAUUCGUUAUCGGCAUCGUAUACAUGACACUCGUCAAUCAUGAGAACACGGGUCGCAGAUACCUCAUGCAACAUAUCUGGGCAGGUACGGUCACCAGAGCAGACUGGGCUUUGUUCAUCAUGGGCACCAUCAUCUACUUCUUCGCUGCCGACAUUUUCCACAUCCGAAGCUUGCAAGGAAUAUACCUCAUGUGGAAGCCUUCGUCGCGCACACCGCUUAGCCAUCGUCUACUUCGAUUCGGAAACAUGAACAUGUUGAUCAGUCUUGGGACGUCGAUUGCAUACUUUGCUUCUAUCGCUGCUCUUGCCAUCAAUGCUACGAGUGCAAAGAAUGCGGUGGGACAGGCACAGGCUUAUUACUUUGACUCUGUGGUCUUCCUGACGUUGUUCUUAUUAGGUGGUAGAGGGUUAGAGGCGUGGAGCAAAGCAAAGACUGGUGACGCUGUUGCUGCCCUAGGAUCUCUAAGACCCGAUACUGCUCUCGUGGUCACUCCCUCUCCCGACAAAACCUCUAUGACUCUAGACAAGACAGCAACUGAAUUGCUGGAAGUCGGUGAUGUGGUCAGAGUCCUCCAAGGCAGUUCACCUCCCUUCGACGGCAUCAUUGUCAAUGGCGAGACCAAAUUCGACGAGGCGAGCUUGACAGGAGAGUCCAAACUCGUGUCAAAGCAACCCGGCGAUCAAGUCUUCUCGGGCACAAUCAACAAAGCAACACCCAUCGACGUGCGAUUGACUUCCAUCUCGGGCACCUCCAUGCUAGACCAAAUCAUCAAAGUCGUCCGCGAAGGACAAACCAAACGCGCGCCGGUGGAACGUGUAGCAGAUAUUCUGACCUCGCGCUUUGUGCCGUUCAUCAUCCUCAUCGGCAUCUCUACAUGGCUCAUCUGGCUCUCUCUGGGUCUGUCCGGUAGCUUGCCAUCUUCAUGGCUGGAUUCGCAGAUUGGUGGGUGGCCGUUUUGGUCUCUACAAUUUUCGAUUGCCGUGUUUGUGGUGGCGUGUCCUUGUGGCAUUGGUCUUGCCGCCCCUACUGCAUUGUUUGUGGGUGGCGGGCUGGCUGCCAAACAUGGGAUUCUGGUCAAAGGAGGAGGAGAGGCGUUUCAGGAGGCGAGCAUGCUUGAUUGUGUCGUUUUUGACAAGACGGGCACAUUGACGCAGGGGACUGCGCCCGCUGUUGCCGAUUGCAAGGUCUUCGGCGAUAGAGACGUGAAAGAGGCUUUGAUGAUGGCCAGGGCGCUCGAGGAGAAUAGCAGUCAUCCGGUUGCUAGAGCUGUUGUUGAGUACAGCAAAGCUCAACUCCUCGGUGCUGAAAGCAAGCAGGCUCUCGAUGUUGAAGAAGUAUCUGGUAAAGGACUCCGAGGCACUUUCAACAUGGGCUCGCAAACACGGGUCACAGCAAUCAUCGGCAACGAAGCACUAAUGGCAGAUCACAACCUACAGCUCGACUCAGAAAGCAUAGAUUUGAUUGAAAGCUGGAAACAGCAGGGCAAAUCAAUUGCUCUUCUAUCAACUUCUUCAUCUUCAAAGACAGACUUCACUCUAGUGGCAGCCUUUGCCGUUGCAGAUCCGCUGAGACCCGAAGCGGCCACUGUCGUCAGGUGGCUGCAGAAGCAAGGGCUCGAGGUAUUCAUGAUCUCAGGCGAUAACGCAACCACAGCAAAUAGCGUGGGGGCAGCGGUAGGUAUACCGGCGUCAAACAUCAUGGCUGGAGUCAUGCCGGAGCAAAAGGCAGACAAGAUCAAGUAUCUGCAGCAGACUCUUGUACCACGACGCGCGCGAGCCUUCAUCGGACAGCGCAAGCAGAGGGCUACGGUAGCCAUGUGCGGCGACGGCAUCAACGACUCUCCAGCUCUGGCGACGGCGGAUGUGAGUAUUGCGAUAGGGUCGGGGUCCGAUGUGGCCUUGUCGACUGCGAGUUUUGUGCUUGUCACGUCCGACUUGCAUGCAUUGGUCAGGCUGUUGGAACUGUCGCGUGUGGUGUUCCGCCGGGUGAUGCUUAAUUUUGCUUGGGCAUUGGUGUACAACUUGAUUGCAUUGCCCGUUGCGGCAGGAGUAUUGUAUGCCAUCAGCAGUGGAGGAAAGCACGUCCGGCUGGAUCCAGUGUGGGCCAGUUUGGCCAUGGCGCUGAGUUCGGUAUCCGUAGUGUCGAGCAGUCUUCUGUUGCGCACCAGGAUCCCCUUGGUAGGCUUCAGAGCAUCCAAGAUUUAG
This is a messenger RNA of Aureobasidium uvarum, 3156 nucleotides long. Lineage: Eukaryota; Fungi; Ascomycota; Dothideomycetes; Dothideales; Saccotheciaceae. The record is from the annotation of a GenBank genome assembly.